UACAAAAAAAAACCCGAUUAAUUCCAUAAAAUCAACAAACGCAACACACAUCUCUGUGAUCUCCGUCCAUUUACAUCAUCAACAAACCAAAAUCAAACCCUAAAUCAUUCAUCUGUAACCCUAAUCCCCCAAUUUCCACUACAAUCAACAACAAAAUCACUCAACAAUCAACAUCCACACCACCAUCACCAACAAUCAUCACGUUUAAUUCCGUCAUCUCGCCGGAGCCACCACCGCCGGCGAUUCUAGCCUUUAAUCUCCACCGGUCAGUCUCCCUUACACAAAUCUCCAUUUACAUCUUAUUAUAAUUUUAAUAAAUUUUAAUAAAUACUCUCACUAUUUCACAAUAAUAUGAACUCAUCAUCAUCCAAUUCGAAUUACGGUUUCCGUAAUUCGAACGAAAGUUUCGAAACGAAUCCGGUUCUAGGGUUUAGUUCGACGCCGGGAGGCUCUACUGUGUUACGCCCCCGCCUUAUGAAGAUGCGAAGACAAAGUGUUCAAAACCCUAGGUCUAGUUCGGUAUCCAGUAGUUCGAGUUCGGUUAAUGUUUCGUCCGGUCUAGGGUUUAAUCCGUUUCGGAGUUCGUCGGACUCAUCGGAGCCGGUUAAUGUUCCGAAGCAGACGUUUUCGUUUGCAGCUGGAGUUGUUGAUGAUUUGGCGAAAAUGAAAAUCGAUGGGAGUAGAAGUCAGGCUGCAUUUCGGUUUAAAGCGAGUGAGAAUGAGAGUAAGAGCGGUUUUAGUCAGCCGGUGGCGGAUCAAUUGCAAAAGGAGAUUAACAAGUUGAAUAUAGGGGAUUCUGGUAGUUCGGGUAAUCCGUUUAAGAGCCAGUUUGGUAAUGCGUUUGGUAGCAAAGUGGAUGCGGAGUUGCAACAUGAAAUGCACAAGUUGAAUAUCGGUAACCUUGGAAAUGUUGGGUCGGAGGGUGAUAAUAUAAAAGGUUUUGUGUUUGGGAGUUCGGAGCCCGUAAAUAAUGGUAAGCAGCGUCCUGUUGGGGAGCGGAAAUUAAGUGGUGAUAAAAAUGAUGGUUUGAAAAACUCUGUGUUUGGAUCAAGUAGUAAGCAUAAUGAAGAACAUGUGAAGACUGAUUUGAUAUCGGAUAGGAUGCGGGAAUUGAAGGUAGGUGGAGCGGGUGAAGAGUUUGUGUUUGGUCAAAAUGUUGACCCGAAGGUAUAUGAAGCCACCACUUCUAGCAAUUUUCAAACAUUUACCUUUUCUAGCAAAUUGGAUAAUUCACGGGCUCCUAAUGUUGAAUUUAAAACACCUGAUACGAGGGGAGGUUUGUUUUCUAGUGCAAAAAGCAAACCCGAAGCUAGGUUAAAGAAAAAGAAAGGACAAGUUAGAAAGCCUGUGAUUGGUCAGCCGCAGCCUAAACAAGAUUUCGUGUUUGGUCAAAGUUCACCUCAGGUUUCCGACAGUUUCGAAGCUUACUCACCGAUGGAUGUUUCUCCGUAUCAAGAAACGUUAGCGGAUAAUUACUCUAGAGGAACGUCUGUGGCAUCGGACGAUGCUGCUUCCCAAACAAAUGACCAAAAUAGCGUGUCAAGUGAAUCACAUCAUAUUAAUACAAAUAUGACAACGGAUGAAGAUUUAAUCAUCGCUACGCAACGAUUAGACGUUAAUGAUGGUGAUUUAAAAUGUGAAGUUUCCGAGGCAGAAACGUUUAAAUCCGCAAUGGAAAACAUGGAGUUUAGUAGUGACACCUUUGCUUCAGCAUUGGAUUCUGAAUUGAGCUCCACUGCAACUUCGGUGAAUCAAGAAAAAUCAGGCAUUCGGUUAUUUGAGUUCGGUUCAAAUUUAGAAAAUAUAAGCACGGAGAAUUUCACUUUUGCUGCUUCUACAUCCGGUCAAAGUCAAAUGUCACCAGAGACACGUAAGCAUAAAAAGAAACAUCGGUUGAAAACUGGUCAAGAUUCUUACAGUCCAACAUCAGAUACGAAAAACGCGUAUGCGUCAUCUUCUUCUUCGAUUUUGUCUCCUCGGAAUACCCAAAAAGUUGAUAUGUCUACAUUAUCAAGUAAAAAUCAGGAUGUUUUCAAGCCGGUAAAUGAUCUAGAUUCAAAGAACAAAACUUUAGCAAGUGCAUCAGUCAGCAUUGCAGCAGAGGAAGUCUGUGAGAAGUGGCGAUUGAGGGGAAACCAAGCUUAUGGUAACGGGGAUCUUGCUAAAGCAGAGGAUUAUUACACACAGGGGUUAAAUUCGGUUUCUCAAACUGAGAAAUCUAAAGGUUGCCUUAGGGCUUUGAUGCUAUGCUAUAGCAACCGUGCAGCAACUAGAAUUUCUCUUGGAAGGAUGAAAGAUGCUUUAAAAGAUUGUCUGAUGGCUGCAGCAAUAGAUCCUAAUUUUCUCAAGGUUCAAGUUCGUGCUGCACAUUGUUACCUUGCUAUUGGAGAAGUCGAAAAUGCAACUGUUCAGUAUAUGAAAUGCUUGCAGUCAGGGAGCGAUGUCUGUGUGGACAGAAAGUUGUUAGUAGACGCCUCUGAGGGCUUAGAAAAGGCACAGAAAGUGACACAAUGCCUCAAGCAAUAUACUGAACUUCCACGAAGAACACCAGAAGAUUUAGAAUGUGCUUUGAAAGUUAUUGAUGAAGCUUUGCAAAUAAGCAGUUGUUCAGAGCAAUUGCUUCAGAUGAAAGCAGAUACCCUACUAAAGUUACAGCGAUAUGAACAAAUUAUUCAGAUGUGUGAGCAGACUCUGAGUUCUGCUGGGUCAGACUCAUGGAGAUCAAACCUGAUCGUUAAAUCCUAUUUUUAUUUAGGAAAGCUUGAGGAAGCUCAUGAAUUUAUUAAGAAACAAGAGAAUUCUGGGCUUAUUACUGAAAGGUUAGAAAUCAUGAGCUUGGAGUCAAUGAUACCUUUAGCUGACACAAUAAGUGAGCUUUUAUCUCGCAAGGCAGCAGGAAAUGAAGCAUAUAAGUCCGGCAGGUAUACUGAAGCAGUUGAAAAUUACACUUCUGCACUAUCAUGCAGUGUCGAAUCACGCCCGUUUGCAGCCAUAUGUUUUUGCAAUCGGGCUGCAGCAUACCGGGCUUUGGGCCAAAUUUCAGAUGCCAUUGCCGAUUGCAGCUUAGCUAUAGCUCUUGAUCCAAGCUAUCUCAAGGCUAUUUCUAGACGGGCCAACUUAUAUGAGAUGAUUAGAGAUUACGGAGAAGCGGCUAAAGAUCUUAGGAGAUUGGUGUCUUCGCUGACAUCACAAAUGGAUAAAGCGAACGAGCUAAGACAAACUCAGCUCCAGCUUUAUAAUAUUGAAGAAGAAUCCAAAAAAGAAAUUCCCUUAAAUAUGUACCUCAUACUGGGAGUUGAAUCAACUGCUGCUGCAUCAGAAGUCAAGAAAGCGUAUCGGAAAGCUGCACUAAAGCAUCAUCCCGAUAAGGCGGCAUUGUUGGUGAGUAGAAGUGAUAAUGGAGAUGAUGGAUUGUGGAAGGAAAUAUCCGAAAAUGUUCGCAGAGACGCGGAUCGGCUUUUCAAAAUGAUUGGAGAAGCAUAUGCUGUACUUUCAAAUCCUUCCAAGAGGUCACAAUACGAUAUGGAUGAAGAAAUGAGAAAUGAAAUCAACAAAUAUACAAGAAGCAGUUUUGGGCGAACGUAUGCAGACGUCCACAGCCCUAUGUUUGAAAGAAGCAGAAGCAGGCGAUUCCAAGAGUCUUGGAGACCGUUCUUUAGUUCCCAAUCCAAGGGUCAAGAACGAUGGCAAUAUACAAGGCAUUCUUGAUAUAUCAUCUGUUUAGGCAAUUUGUCGUCGAAGAGUGCAAAAGUUGCACGAGAGCAUACAAAACAUGCAAUGAUCAAGCAAUUUCAUGUACAUAUCUAAUUUGUGGAUGGAAACGAGCCCCUCGGAUACAGUACAAUCUCAAAAGCAGCAUGUACAAGUGGUGAUGCACUGUUUUAUUUAUUUUUUUGUAUAGUGAUUGUUUUAUUGAAUGCAAACAAUGUAUGAAUUGAGGCAUGGAGUGGAGAAAUUGUUUUAUUUUAUUGUUAUUAUUGA
Helianthus annuus (common sunflower) is the source of this 3981-nucleotide messenger RNA. RefSeq lists its product as uncharacterized. Bases 352 to 3708 code for a protein of 1118 amino acids. NCBI's taxonomy places the organism in Eukaryota, Viridiplantae, Streptophyta, Magnoliopsida, Asterales, Asteraceae. The transcript has 11 exons. The record is from RefSeq and is a predicted model, not a curated record. Gene Ontology annotation, molecular function: protein binding.